Molecule: messenger RNA, 1919 nt
Organism: Lactuca saligna
Lineage: Eukaryota; Viridiplantae; Streptophyta; Magnoliopsida; Asterales; Asteraceae
Source: the annotation of a GenBank genome assembly
CAAAAACAGAAAUUCGAAAGAGGGGUUUAUGCUGGGGUUUUGAACUUCUUCACUUGUUAUUGCAUAAAUUGAACUCGCACUUCUCAAAAUAAAGUUUUCUUCACUUGGGUAUAGCAGAAAUCGAAGCCAUAUUUCAUAAUCACCUGCAACAGUUUUGAGGAUUCGAAGGGUAAUGAAAAGGAGUCGAAAAUUCAAUUGAUGAUUUUGAGCGUGGGGUGACUAUUUAUAUAACAGACUGAUGUUUAGAAGCAACAAUUUAACAGCAAGGAUAUUUGAGCGUCAGAUUCGAACUCCUUCUCCUGGUACCACUAUUCACCGUGCGAGGAGAUUUUAUGAGAAUAUAGUUCCUGGUUCUACAAUAUAUGAUGUUGAAUGUCCGGACCAUUCAUUUCGCAAGUUCACAGAAGAUGGCAAAUACUUAAUAAGUUUCAGUAGAAACCAUCAAGAUUUAAUUGUGUAUCGACCCACAUGGCUUACAUUUUCUUGCAAACAAGAAGAUUGUUAUGCUCAAGAUCUUCCACCAAAAGCCAAGAAGUUUGAGAGUUUCUUCACUCAAAUCUACUCGGUCCCACUUGCUUCUGCAAGUGAGCUCAUAUCUACCGGAGGUGCUAUUCAAGGGGUUCCCUCAAUUGAAAAAAUAACAUUCCAUCUUCUAAGAUUGGAAGAUGGAGUUGUGCUUGAUGAGAGGGUUUUCUGCAAUGAUUACAUAAAUUUAGCACACAGCAUGGGUGUUUUUUUAUAUGAUGAUUUACUUGCUAUAGUAUCUCUUCGUUAUCAACAUAUUCACAUACUUCAGAUUAGGGAUUCAGGGACUCUUGUUGAUGUAAGAGCAAUUGGUGACUUUUGUCGUGAAGAUGAUCAGCUUUUUCUCAAUUCUAGUUCACAGGGUAUGUCAAGUAUUGAAAAAAGUGUAUCACAACACAUACCUGUUAAUAAUGCUGCAAAUGGCCCUCUUCUUGAACAAGUUCCUCAAGAAAAUCCUUUCUUGAGUGGCAUAAAACAAAGGCUACUUUCUUUCAUUGUUAGAGAGAUACGAAAUGAAGAAGAAGAUGAAACUAUGAGAAUCCAAUCCCUAAAGAAGAAGUUUUAUUUUCACUUUCAAGAUUAUGUCGAUUUGAUUAUAUGGAAGGUGCAAUUCUUGGAUCGACAUCACCUACUAAUAAAGUUUGGGAGUGUUGAUGGAGCAGUGUCAAGAAAUGCUGAUAAUCACCCUGCAUUCUUUGCUGUAUAUAACAUGGAAUCAACAGAAAUUAUUGCGUUUUAUCAGAUGUCCUCAGAUAAGCUGUAUUUGUUGUUUGAACAAUUUUGUGAUCAUUUUCAUGUAGCAUCAAAAAAUUCCCCUUAUAUGAAUUUUAUAUCAUCUCAUUCCAACAACAUUCAUGCUCUUGAGCAAUUGAGAAGCAGUAAAAAUAAAGCCACCAGCUUCUCCUUGUUUGUUAAAAAAGUGAUGGCUUCUUUACCAUUUAAUUGUCAAUCUCAAAGUCCUUCACCUUAUUUUGAUCAAUCAUUAUUUAGAUUCGAUGAAAAGCUUAUUUCUGCAGCUGAUAGACAUAGACAAUCAACUGAUCAUCCAAUCAAAUUUAUCUUAAGGAGGCCUCCACAUACCCUAAAGUUCAAAAUAAAACCAGGACCUGAAGCUGGAAUUACAGAUUGUAGGACAAGGAGGAUAUCUUCAUUUCUUUUUCAUCCAAUUUUACCCCUGGCUCUUUCAGUUCAACAGUCUUUGUUUUUGCAACCUGCUUUUGUAAAUAUUCAUUUCCGUAAAUAACCCUGACUUUUAUGAAAAUUAAGGGUUUAUUUUAUUAGUAUGAUGAAGAAAAAGAAGAAGAAGCAAUAUCAAUGAGUAAUUCCAUGGAGUAUUGAUGUCAAGAUUUUUAACUUAAUUCAUCAUUUCGGAAUUUAUUUAUAUCAUUUGUUUA